AAACGACAUUCGCUCUCAUCCCCGAGAGACGAAGUCGUAAAAGCUGCAGAAGGGAACUGUAUUCAGAUUUUAGAAAAACAAAAUAGAGAAAAAUCAUAGCCAUGGAGGAUCUUACCGAAGAAGAAAGACGUGCUUUACGGGGCAGCAAAUUCGCGCCUCUCCCAUCCCAAUCCACUUCCUCUCGAUCUCAGCCAAGGUUGGCUCAUCCAGGUGGGCCAUUGAAGACCAACAAAGCGGCGGCUCUGGCUAAGUUUCUCAAGAGGAAAUUGCACCAAGAUCCUAAUGCUUUAUCUUCUAUUGAUCCCCAGAUUUUGGACCUCGCUGUUCGCAAUGCCAAAGCCUCUGUUCUUUCCGGUGGCUCGUCAGGUUCUGGCACAAAUAUUCGCCAUGUGGACACAUUUGAUGAUCCUGAGGCCUCGUUGGACGAUGGGGAAGCUAUGAAUUCUGAGCCUAGACAACAAAAGAAAAAGAAGAAGAAGAAGAAAAAUAAGAAGAAUAAAAGGCAGAAGAUUGUUAAUGACUCCGGGUGUGGCGUUGGGAAAAAACCCAAAAAGAAGUUGAGAUUGUGAGCUGAAAGGAAACGCAACUGGAGGAUAUCCAAGUCUUCAGAAGAUUGGGGAAUUAACUUGGAAGGAGUUGGAUGAAACCAUUUUGGAAGCAAGGCAGUUCUACAGGGUUGCUGUUCCUGAUAUUUUUGAGCAAGGAGAACUAUUAAGCCUCAUAUUCAUGAGUAUAAAACACUUUAUUGACUUGUUUUCUCUAGUGGAAGAAUGCUGUUUAGCUUCUUUUACUCGUUGCAACAUUUUUUUGGUUGGCAAAUUGCAACUUUCUUUAAAUCCAAUGGUUUGAAUUCAUUCUUGGUAUGAGAAGUCGUUUCCCUAUAUGUACAUUCAUCA
Messenger RNA from Benincasa hispida (wax gourd), 896 nucleotides. RefSeq names its product E3 ubiquitin-protein ligase. Lineage: Eukaryota; Viridiplantae; Streptophyta; Magnoliopsida; Cucurbitales; Cucurbitaceae. The record is from RefSeq and is a predicted model, not a curated record.